CCGUGUCUCUCUCCAUCAGCAGCGGUCUGGAUGCUUGCAGGGACAGAAACAUGGCUGUGAAUCUCGGCAAGAACAGACUGGCCCUGCUGACCGCCUACCAGGACGUCAUUGACGAGACCUCGGACACCGACUGGGCCUUGUACACAUAUGAGGAUGACAGCAAUGAUCUGACAAUGGCAUCAUCAGGAGGAGGCGGUCUGGCAGAGAUCACACUGACCUUUGACAGUGCCAGGGUGAUGUACGGCUUCUGCAGCCUGAAGGAGCCCAACGCCGCUCUGCCACGAUACAUCCUCAUCAACUGGGUCGGGGAUGACGUGCCGGAUGCCAGGAAGUGUGCCUGUGCCAGCCACGUCGCCACCAUCGCAGACUUUUUACAGGGCGUGGAGGUCAUCGUCAACGCCAGCAGUCUGGAUGACAUCGAGCCAUCAGCCAUCGGGCAGCGACUGACCAAUGGGACUGUGGCAGUGGCGAGUCCUGUCCUAAGCCGCCUGAGAACCCGAGAGGAAGAACACAAAGACGUGGGCACAGUGUACGAGAAGACCAAUGCAGAGGUGGAGAUGAAGAAAAUCAAUAGAGAGGAGUUUUGGGAGCAGGCCAAGCGCGAGGAGGAGGUAAGGAAGGAGGAGGAGAAGAAGAAGGCAGCAGAGGAGCGGCAGCGCUUUGAGCAGGAGCGAAUGGAGCUGGAGAGGAAAGAGCAGGAGAGCCGAGAGCAGAGGUACCGCGAGAGGGAGAGGCAGAUCGAGGAGCACAGGAAGAAAAUGCAGGAAGAGGAAGAGGCCAAAGAAAGGUUGCGGAACCAGACCACCAUAGCAGCAGAGCCGAGCAUCGAGGACCUCAACCUAGACAAGAAGGAGUCUGAGGUGGAGGAGGCAAAGGCUAUUAUCGCUCAGCGGUCAGGAAACCCUCGAGAGUUUUUCAAGCAGAAGGAGAGAGCCAUGACCAUCUGUGUCGACACCUCGCCCGUCUCCAUCCACAGGACCGGCCGUUUGGACAGCCCGUUCUUGAGGCAGCAGCACAGUCCCAGCAGCCCCAGUCCGACACCCCCACUCCGGGGCACGUCGCCCCUUCGCACCCCGCCACAUGCACGGACGCAGCCCACCGCUGCAGCCGGGGACAAUGACGAUGAAGCAAGCACAGAGCGCAACAUGGCCGCUGUGUCGCCCAUUCCUAAAAUAGUCACCACGCCCAUCAAAGAGGACUUCUGCAGGGAGGAGGAGGAAUGCAGAGACGAGUGGGGUUCGGUGCCAAAGACGGAGCAGAAACCGCCAGUCCAGGAGUCAGCACCGGCAAAGCCUGUGCAGAGCGUCGCCCCGCAGGCCCGUGACUCCUCCGGCUUCUCUGUGUGGGACUCUGGGACAGACAGCCUGGUCGACCUGUGGGACAGCAGCUCCGGCCCGGCCCCCAAACCCUCCCAGACCUCCCAGUCCUCCAAUCUGGUGGAUCUGAUGGACGACGCCAAUGAUCCGCCCAGCACCGCCGCCACCAGUGGAAAGCCUCAGCCCCUCCUCAGCUUCGAUGAGAUGAUGGACGGGACCUUCUGCCCGAGUGCCGAUGACGACCCUACCAGUCUGGUGGACGUGACGGGCUCUGACCAGAUGACCCUCAGCUACCAGCAUGCACUGCAGCAUGCAUCUGGGGAGAUGCAGGAGCUGGAUGAUGGACAACUGCUGAUGACCAACGGGGAGACGCUGCUGAAAGAAGGGACUCAGGCGAGUGAGGGCUAUUUCAGCCAAUCACAGGAGGAAGAAUUUGGCCAAUCAGAUGAGUCCUCAGCUAAACCUGCACCGGUCUUUUAUAACAAGCCACCAGAGAUUGACAUUACGUGCUGGGACACGGACCCCGUGGUCGAGGAUGACGACGACUAACCGGCCAAUCAUACUCAACCACCGGACCAAGAGGAAGUAGGAAGUGCGCUUCGUGAAGAAACAGAUUUUUUUUCUAAAAAACAAAACACAAACAAACAAAAAAAAGUAAUAAUAAUAACAAAUCUUGCAUCAAAACUACUUCUGUAUUAUCUUUUAGAGGAAAACAAAACAGUAGCCACCGAAAAAAAAGGAGAUGGGGUUUGAGUUCUUGUUAAAGAUGGUUUGAAGGCUCAAUGGGUUUUUUUUUCUGUGUUUGUUAUUUUAUUUAUUUGUUUUUCCUUCUUUUUUUUCUUUUCUUUUUUGCUAUGCAGAUGUAAUAGGCCGGAGCGAGGGGACUUUUGUUUGUGUAAAUGGUUUAUUACACAUUAACGUAGCGCACUGCUGCAUAUUAGAGACAAUGAAGCCCAUUGUGUGGCAGGCAGCCGACACAUCUAGUCUGUAGUGCUUUAAUAACACCCUAUAAAACUAAUACAGUGGAUCAUUACAGCUGCCAUGUGUAUCUUCACUCUUUCUUUUCUUACCUCUUUUUCACCUCCUUCCUUCCUUCUGCCUUCCUUCCAAAAUAUCCAAAAGUAUUCACCUCUGCAAGUCAGUUAAUCUUGUAUUUAGCUCUCGCUUUAAUAAAAAAAGGUGAAGCAUUUAUUUAUUCUGAUGUAUCUUUCACUAACAGCUGAUGGGAUCCCGAGGAAAUCUUUUCUGAAUUGAGUCAAAUUGUGACUCAGUUUUUAAAUUUCGCUCCUUUUGUAUGAUUUGAAGACUGAAUUCAAGAUUAAAUGGCUUGUACAUCUGG
Plectropomus leopardus (leopard coralgrouper) is the source of this 2655-nucleotide messenger RNA. RefSeq names its product drebrin 1 (gene dbn1). Gene Ontology annotation, biological process: regulation of actin filament polymerization; positive regulation of axon extension; neuron projection morphogenesis. Gene Ontology annotation, molecular function: actin filament binding. Lineage: Eukaryota; Metazoa; Chordata; Actinopteri; Perciformes; Serranidae. The record is from RefSeq and is a predicted model, not a curated record. Gene Ontology annotation, cellular component: postsynaptic density; actin filament; cortical actin cytoskeleton.